Molecule: messenger RNA, 1361 nt
Organism: Alnus glutinosa
Lineage: Eukaryota; Viridiplantae; Streptophyta; Magnoliopsida; Fagales; Betulaceae
Product: loganic acid O-methyltransferase-like
Exons: 3
Coding region: 35-1132 (365 amino acids)
Biological process (GO): methylation
Molecular function (GO): S-adenosylmethionine-dependent methyltransferase activity
Source: RefSeq, a predicted model, not a curated record
UAGAUCAGAGAGAGAGAGAGAGAGAGAGAGAGAGAUGGCAGCGGAGCAAACAUCGAAACCGUCUGAAGCAUAUCCGAUGAAAGGUGGAGAUAGUGACGAUAGCUACUCCAACAACUCCUCCUACCAGAGAGGAGUUAUCGACACUGCAAAAGAGCUAAUAACUGAAUCAGUUGCUGAAAAGCUUGACGCCACCAACUUUCUUUCGUCAACCACCUUUCGAAUUGCAGAUUUAGGUUGCUCUACUGGGCCUAAUACAUUUUUCGCAGUGCAAAACAUAAUUGAAGCAGUGCGGUUGAAGUACGAAUGCCAAGGACUCCAUUCUCAGCUCCCUGAAUUUCAAGUCUUCUUCAACGAUCACGUCUCUAACGAUUUCAACACACUCUUCGCAUCCCUCCCACCGGACAGACAAUAUUAUGCGGGGGCCGUGGCGGGUUCUUUCUACAGCCGCUUGUUUCCCAAUGCAUCUUUGCACUUUGUUCAUGCUUCUUAUGCCAACCAUUGGCUUUCGGGAGUCCCAAAAUCGAUUAUUGACAAAACCUCUCCUGCUUGGAAUAAAGGGAGAAUCUACUGCGCCAAUUCGAAAGAUGAAGUUGUUAAGGCCUAUGAAACUCAAUUUGCUGAGGACAUGGAGUGCUUUCUGCAGGCCAGGGCUCAAGAGUUGGUGACCGGUGGAUUGAUCGCACUUGUCUUCUGCGGCCGCCGCAAUGGAACCCUCCAUUCUCAAACUGCACAAAAUAUGUCGUAUAGCCUCUUCGAGUCAUGCCUCGCGGACAUGGUCAGGACGGGUAAAGUUGGAGAGGAAGAAGCAGACUCCUUUAAUAUGCCAGUAUAUCACAUGUCUCCGAAAGAAGUGGAAGCUGCAGUGGAUGGAAACGGGUGUUUUAGCAUAGAGAGAAUGGAGGAGUUGCCUCCCGUCGUAGUGGGAGAACUUGGCAGCCUUCCCAAAUCCCAAAUAAUGACAUCUGGCUUGCGAGCCGCAACGGAAGGACAGAUCAAGGCACAUUUUGGAGAUGCGAUUUCAAACGACUUCUUUGACUCUGUCAGAAAGAAACUUGACCAUCAAGUCUCCUUUACUGAGUUCAGCAAUCCCGCUAAUUUCUUUGCUCUUCUUAAACGCAAAGCAAGGGAUUAAUUAGCUUCUUAGUUUGUCAUUAAUAAUGAAGUUAUUGUGAAACUUAAGGACAUCUUCUUUUGAGGCGCUCUCUUGAUAUGGUUGUAAGAAAAGAUCGAUGCAGCUUGUUGAUCAUAAUUUUUAGCGUAGAAAUAUGUUGUCACCAAACUAAGGAAACUGAAUAGCUAUUCCGACUAGUUAUUUCGGAAAUAGCGCACAACUAUUAGUAUAACUAGUUAUUUUGGUUUUA